Messenger RNA from Cydia splendana, 6030 nucleotides. Its product is annotated as rabankyrin-5. The transcript is spliced from 21 exons. Lineage: Eukaryota; Metazoa; Arthropoda; Insecta; Lepidoptera; Tortricidae. Bases 1 to 3567 code for a protein of 1188 amino acids. The record is from RefSeq and is a predicted model, not a curated record. Gene Ontology annotation, molecular function: protein binding; metal ion binding.
AUGUUUGUUUGCGCAGCGUCCAGCGAGGUGACGAAGCUUCAGCAGCACUUGGCGCUGCUAAAGGAGGAGUACAGUAAGCUGCAGAGUCACUGUGCAGAAGUGGAGCGCAAGUAUACACUUGCGGCCGCAUCGGCCGGUGACUUGAGCGAGACGAGUUUCGUCGCGCGGCUGCUCAUGACCGUAGCGACACUCUACGGCAGAGAAACCUAUUCAGACAUACAAAUAAAGUUACAGAGCAAGUCUAUGCCGGGUCAUAAGUUUGUCUUGUGUGCCCGAUCUGAUGAUUGGAAUGAAGAAGCAUUGAAAGACCUGAAGGAGUUGGACUGGUCAGUGCUCCCUGAUGAUGUUGGUGCAGCGCUGCUCAAAUGGCUUUACACAGACGUAGUGGACCUGACUCGGGGAGACAUGUUUGCACUUCAGCUCAUGAAGUCCGCAGCCAACUUCAAGCUUAACGGUUUGGUGGGGAAGUGUGAACAGGCCCUUAUUGCCAGUGUGGGAGUCAGGACUUGUGUAAAGUUCUACUCUGCCGCUGAUGAGAUUGGGGCAUCGGCUCUCAAAGAACAUUGUUCCGGACUGAUUUCUGCUCACUGGGAUGAUCUUACAGGCGAAGACUUCGCGCACAUGUCGUCCGCCCUGCUCUACCGCAUGCUGAAGAGCAAGACGCCGCAGCCGCUGCACGGCGCCGUCCGGCUGCUGAGGGAGGACGUCGUGUUCUUGUGUCUCGUCGAAAACCACGCCAAUCUAACAGACAUCGUGAACGCGAUGUCGUCGCGCGGGGAGCUCCCCCUGGAGCUCGCUCUCCGCGGCCACAGUACCUCCAUCGCCACCACCCUGCUUCAGCACUGUGCUGACGCCAAUGCUAGGGGCGCCCGCGGCAGGACCUUACUGCAUCGGUCCAUAGACUCGAGAGACUCGUUCUCUGCUAAGUUCCUUGUAGACAACGGGGCUGACUGUAACCUCACUACUAAGGAGGAAGGCGACACUGCACUGCACCUUAUAGCCGGAUUGACUGCAAGCUCUUGCGAUGAGGAAACUAUGGACCAGAUGGCGGAAAUCGCGGAAGUCAUGAUUGAAAAAGGCGCUGAUAUUAAUCGACAAAAUCGGAAAGGAUUCACACCACUACAUCAAGCAGUCAUAGCACGAAAUCAAAGGAUAUUCGAUCUCCUACUCAAACAACCAGCUUUAGACACAAACUUGCGGACUCUUACCGACGAGCAUCCACCCCUCUACUACGCACUAGUCGACGACAGACGGGCUUCGAUCUCUUCCAGCGAAACUCUAGUCAUGAAUGGGUCUAACCCAUUCGAUACGCCAGUGACCAAUACUGCGGCGUUUACUGAAGAUCCCGUGGAGGGAAAGACUGAGAGUAUCGUGGAGAGAGGGUUUGCUGCUAAACUGUUGGCGAGAGGGUGCCAAAUGAAUCCGGUGUAUUCCGGCUCUGGGGAUAGCUUACUACACAUUCUGGCACAGGGAUGGUUUGAGGACUCGGCUGUAUUUCUGACGGCGCAUCUAAACGGUGAUCUGAAUCACACAAACGAGGCGGGUCUCACAGCUUUACAUGCAGCCUGCGCUAACGGCCUGGCUCGCCUCACGGCCUCGCUGUUAGAACACGGCGCGAGGCCCAACCUACAAACCUCAUAUGGGGAGCAAGAGGAUACUGUUUACAGGCAAACUCCCCUCCACCUAGCGGUGCUAAGCAACCACGAGACCGCCGUCCUAGCCAUCCUGGAACACAAGAAACUCAUCGAGAAAGGCGAUAUGCCCGCCACUGACCGUAGCAACGUCAGUCUACUGCCUAAUCUUAACUUGAAAAACUCUGAGGGAGACACGCCCGUCAGCCUCGCUCUUUCUGAAGGACACAAAAAUCUAGUGGCGCCCCUGAUAGAGGCCGGAGCGGACCCGAACGUGCGCAACGGCAAGGGAUUCACAGUACUACACCAGGCCAUUGUGGAAGAGGACUCCAAAACCGCCAUCUAUUUGUUAGAUCAUGGAGCAGAUAUGGACUCUUUAACGGAAGCCGGCGAAACGCCUCUACAGCUCGCCAUACACUGUCGCCUUGGACUCGUGGUAGAAGCUCUGUGCGUGAGAGGCGUAGACAUGAGUCGCCUCGACGCCAACGGAGUGCCGCCUCUAUGGGCAGCCCUUGAUUCCGGGCAGGAAGAAGUUGCCAGCAUUCUGGUACGAAAUGGCGCUGAUGCUGACUGCUGGGGACCAGGGCCUGAUGGCUGCUUGCAAACUUUACUACACAAAGCUAUCGACGAAAACAAGGAGAAUCUAGCGACAUUCCUGAUCCGUUCCGGCUGUGACGUGGAAUCGUCACGCCGCGCGGGCGCUGCGGGUGAAGGCGCUGACGUCGCCAACGAGAAACAGUCGCCGCUACAUCUGUGCUGCACCUGGGGACUCACUGAUGUUAUACAGACUUUACUAGAACACGGCGCCAACAUCAACUCCAAAGACUCCGAAGGCAAGACUCCCCUCCACAUCGCGAUCGAGAACCAGCACGAGGGCAUCAUCUCUCUCCUUCUCUCCCAGCCGGGCAUAGACUUGUCGGCGAGGGACAACAAGGGCGUGUCUCCUUUCGCUGCCGCGCUUACGGCUAGGAAUAAUAAGGCUGCGCAAGCCAUACUUACUAAGAAUCCUUCGGCAGCGGAACAGGUGGACAAGAAAGGGCGGAACUUCCUCCACGUGGCUAUACAGAAGUGCGACAUGGAGAGCGUGAUGUUUCUGCUGUCCGUCGAAGUAGACGUCAACUCGCGCAUACAGGACAGCAGCACGCUGGCACCGCCCUUACAUCUGGCGGCCGCGGUGGGCAACGAGGUGUUGCUUCGGAGUCUACUACUCGCGGGAGCCAGGCCCAACGAUCGGGAUGCUCAGAAACGCACCGCCCUCCACGUGGCCGCCAGCGCCGGGCACGCCAACAUCGUGUCGGCGCUGCUGAGCGGCGGCGCGGAGUGCGGAGCGGUGGACGCGGCCGGCGACAACGCGCUGCACGUGUGCGCCAGGGAGGGCCACGCCGCCGCCGCGCGCGCGCUGCUCGCCGACUCCGACGUCGACGCCGCCGCUGUUAACCUCAAGGGUCGCAACCCCUUGCACGAGUUGGCCUGGUGCAAGAAGGAUAACGCCGCAGCGAUCUGCGAAAUAUUUAUCGAGUUGAUGCCAGACUACCCCAUCAACAGGACAGAUUUGCAGGGCAAUACUCCGCUUCUGUUAGCGUAUAUGAACGGGCAAGCGGCGAUGUGCAGGGUGUUGGUCCGCGCGGGUGCGUGUCUGGCUCAGGAGAAUAAGGAUGGCGUUUCUAUAUUUAAUUAUCAGGUGGCGACAAAGCAACUGUUGCACCGGCUGCUAGACGCGCUGCCGGCGGAAGCGCCGUGGGCCGAGAGCGACCUGUGCCAGGAGUGCGGCACCAAGUUCACGCUCACCAUGAGAAAACACCAUUGUCGUCACUGCGGCCGAAUGCUGUGCAACAAAUGUUCCAACCAAGACGUCCCCAUACUGAAGUUCGGUAUGAACAAACCGCAGCGAGUGUGCGAGAUAUGCUUCAAAGUGCUCCAAGUGGGCGCCAGUUAGUGCCGCUGUGUUGGCAACACUGGCGACGAUAUCGAUUGCGUAUGAUUGGAUUUUUCCACUACCUUCACAGUUAAAAGACCUUUCAUAAACCUUAUUGCAACGAGAUAAGGUCCCACUAUAUGGAAUUUAUAAGAGCACUCGCCUUCAGCGAUUGGCGAUCUCAUACCGAUUUAGUAUUUUAACACAUUCAUUGCCGCUAAGUGCUACGGGUUACGCUCGUAACGCGUAGCCACGUUUUCGCCGUAUGUAGCGCGUAGUCGCUACGAACAGUGUACCCGACUGCUGGGUUCUUGGCCCUGAAUGUGUUAAGAGCACGACUACGCUCGUAAUACCCGUGCGUCUGUAAACCGAUGAAGGUACACAGAUGUAGCUGCAAUGGAUUAGAAGGCGGUGCGGAAUAUAAGAACGCCUACGUGAUGUGACCGCAAAUUUUCUUAUAUGCUUUAUAAUGAGGAGUCUAUGUACUGGCUUUAUUUGACUCGUUUAUGCUAGAGCAGUUGUAUGAAUUUUCCCUAUGUUAAAGGCGACUGAUGAAAAGAAUGCGCGUAGUUUCCGAUUUAAAAUUACAAAGUUCUAACUACUCUACGACGGCGAAGUACCAUGAACUCCUAACUAACAUUUUUAGUAAUAAACAUUUUCAUUCAUUUAGUAAAAAUAGUUAGGAGUUCGUGGUACUUCGUCGUCGUCUACGUUUUCAAGGGUCGACUGAUUUAAUGAACUUUAAUUUAAAAGAGCAAACCUUUCAUCUAACCGUAACAACAGUAACAAGGUUUGAGUAUGGUGUCAAUAUUAUAUAAACUGCUAACCUCUUUAUCUACAAUCAGACAGUGACUACCUUUUUACAACUGUUCGGAUGGGGUAUGAGUACUGAAAAGCAGCAAAGCAAUACUGUUUUGUGUAAAAUAAUGAUUAAUUUUGAAACACUGUCACAAAAUGAUAUAGAAAGGGGUGAAUGUAGUACUGCCAGUAUUUUAUGGAUCUCUGUGCAUAUUAACAGAUUUAUAUUGCGUUGAUACUACAUUUGUACAUUAUGUGAUGUAAGUUUCCAUCAAAUGAUUAUAUGGUCAAGAAAUACCGUAAUUUUCUUUUGUAUUGUAUCUAGGAUUUUUAUCAAUGAUACUCUUAAACUGUCAAGUUGUGUGGAAUAGAUUUAAAAAAUAAAAUUAGUGCCUCAAUGUUGGCAAGUUAUGUUUCAGUUAGAUGGAACAUAGUUUCACUAUGCCAAAGUCUGAUAGAGCGUGCUUAUAUUUUCAUUUAGAUUUUAAGUUCAAAUUAUUAUUCAUAUAGGAAUCAAAAUUGUAACUUUGUAUUUUAUGAUGAUAGGAUGGCAAAAAUAAGAUAUAUAAUCAGUACUUUGACUUAAAUCUCCAAAAUGAACUUACGGAAUUAGGCGCACGUCCUCCUGUAGAAUUACCACGAGCUUGACACUGACAUAUUCGCUAGCGUCUGUGUAACUUACUAUGCCUCUCGUUCGAACUGGCAUAUUAGUGCGAGCGACGUUAGCGAAUAUGUCAGUGUCAAAGUUGUAGUUUGCCGUACUAGUACAAAUUAAAUGCUGGAAUGGUCAUAGCAUUGAUACUCUUGGACUUCAUUUAAGGUAAAUGGAGCUCCCUUUAGUGUGUACAGAAAGUCAAAAUACUGAUAGUAUCAUAAUGUAAGGAACUUCGUUUGUAGAAGUUAUGCGUGCUUUAGUUUCACUUCUCUCCACUCUUAUCGAAUGUUGCGCCGUUAAUAACAUUAUUAUUGUAUACAAAGUCAAUUUUUGAUACAUAUUUUAUUUACAUUAUUAGUAACUAUUAGUAAUAAGAUUUUGACACAAUAGAUUUUUUUAUUUCUAGACAUUAUUUAUAUUGUUGUGUCCAUUAUUGAAUGCUCUUAAAAUAUGUUUAUAUUUUUAAGGUCACUGAUUAAUUGUCUACACAUUCCAAAUUUAGCAUUUUGUGCAAGUAAAACUUGUAUUUUUGGCAUUUGCAAUAUUCUUAUGAACACUUACUAGGAUAAGGAGAGAAUGUUUUGUCAGAGGCUGUACUUUGCAAGCGUACAGAUGUAGUGCAUAAUACUUUUCCUUCGUAUUUUCUCGGAAACGUUCGUACUUGUCAUGCUACUUCAGUCAACGUCAGUACUUUUUGUACCGAGACUGACUGAAAUAGCAAGACAGGUUCGUACGAACGAAAAUAAUUAUGCAUUACAUCUGUAUAUCUACGAACAUACAUUUAUUUGGCGUGUUAAUGCUUCAGAGUAGCUGUUAUUCUACACAUUUGGCUAUAACAGCUUCUGUGAAGCUCAUAAAUCACCGCAUAUUAGAUAUUAUAGAUUUAAUUAUCUCUGCUAUUGAAUGAGUGCCAUUCAUCUUGAAAACUUGCUUAGUUUAAUUUUUAUAGAGAUUCUUAUAUUUUAUCGAAUGAAUUAUUGUUUUCGUCCAAACUAUUAUUGCUUUAAUAAUAAAAUUUUAUAUGCCUUAAA